Molecule: messenger RNA, 1704 nt
Organism: Humulus lupulus (European hop)
Lineage: Eukaryota; Viridiplantae; Streptophyta; Magnoliopsida; Rosales; Cannabaceae
Product: disease resistance protein RGA2-like
Exons: 2
Coding region: 1-1704 (567 amino acids)
Source: RefSeq, a predicted model, not a curated record
AUGCAUGACCUCAUGCAUGAUGUGGCUGUUUUGGUGGCGGGAUCAGAUAGUGUCAUAAUCAAUCAGAAUACUAAAAUCUCUAAUGGAAAACAUCUUCACAUGUCAUUAGCUGAUUUUGAUUUUGAUCUAGAAACCCACAAAUCAAGUGAGAUUUUAGAAUUCUUUUCUCAACAAAAAAGACUUCGAACUUUUCUUUUACAUAAUUGUCGAUAUUUGGGCUUCUCUAAACUUGAGGAUUAUUUGUCCAAGUUUAAGUGUGUACGAGCUUUGAGUCUUUCCCGCAUGGACAUUGAGGUGUUGCCAAAGAAUUUGUGUGAAUUGGAACAUUUGAGAUAUCUUAAUCUUUCUUAUGAUUCUGAAUUAAAAACGCUUCCAAGCUCUUUGGUAAGAUUACAGAAUUUGCAGACUCUAAAUCUCGUAGGUUGUGAAAACCUUGUUAGAUUACCUCGAAACAUGAAGAAAUUAGUCAACUUAAGGCAUCUUAUUAUUGAAGGAUGUUCAAGUUUGACAGAGAUGCCCCCUGAAUUUGGGUAUAUGACUUCCCUUCACACAUUAGAUAGAUUUGUUGCAUCUGAGUCGAGUGGGUUUCCUGAAGUGAGCAACCUUAUUAACAACUUACAAGGAGGCUUAAGAAUUGAAAGACUGAGACACACAAACUAUGUUGCAUCAAAAUCCACGGCACCAACUUUAAAGCGAGUCAUUUGUGAAGGGAAGCAUAAUCUUCAACUGUUGAUUUUAAAGUGGGAAGAAGUUGAUGAUGGCAAUAAUAUGAUGGAAAAUGAGGAGAUGGCACUAGAAGGUUUGCAGCCACCUUCCAGUGUAAAAGAGUUGCAAAAUUGCCAAUAUCUCCCAAAAUUAGAUCAAUUGCGUUCUCUCAAGGAACUUAACAUUAAUUCUGUUGAAGCAGCGUACAUGUGCUCCUCGGCCGAAGAUGAAUACUUUGAUGAUGCCCACUUGUUCUUUCCAUCCCUGGUGAGUCUUUGUAUUGAAAAAUGUCCAAAUCUCAAGUGGUGGUGGUGGAAGAGGGGAUCAGAUGGUAAUGGGAUUAGAUCAUUUCCUCGUCUUUCCGAUCUAAACAUAUGGAAGUGCCCUAACCUCACUUCAAUGCCCUUGUUUCCAUGUAUUGAAACACUUGAUCUCACUGCAAGUAGUUCAAAGUCAUUCCAAGAAACGUGGAUAAUGAUGAGGGGGAAGAACACUCAAGCCAACAUUUCAUUCCUCAAGUCAAUCACCAUUAAGGAAUGCCGCGAUUUGACAACACUUCCGGAAGGGAGAGAGAACCUUCCUUCCCUUGAGUCUAUCACGAUAUAUAGCUGCCCCAAUUUGACAUCACUACUGGAAGGGGUUGGGAACCUUCCUUCCCUUAAGUCUGUCUAUAUAUACGGCUGCCCCAAGUUGAUUUCAUUGCUAAAAGGCAUUGGUAACCUUCCUUCCCUCGAGUCUGUCACCAUAGAUAAUUGCCCAGUGACUUCACUGCUUCCAGGAAUUGGAAACCUUCCUUCCCUUCAAGAUUUCAGGAUACGUCACUGCUCCAAUUUGACAGCAGCACUAGAAGGGAUUGAAGAGAUUGGAAACCUUCCUUCCCUUGAGACUACCAAUAUAUGCAACUGCCCCAAUUUGAUAUCACUUCCACGCAACUUGAGUAAUUUUAAAAAGUAUCAUAUUAUGUAUUGCCCCAAGUUGGAACAAAGAUGCUAUAAUUGA